Melospiza melodia melodia is the source of this 2664-nucleotide messenger RNA. It is a transcript of the gene UBE2H, whose product is annotated as ubiquitin conjugating enzyme E2 H. The record is from RefSeq and is a predicted model, not a curated record. The transcript is spliced from 7 exons. NCBI's taxonomy places the organism in Eukaryota, Metazoa, Chordata, Aves, Passeriformes, Passerellidae. Gene Ontology annotation, molecular function: ubiquitin conjugating enzyme activity. Gene Ontology annotation, cellular component: nucleus. Gene Ontology annotation, biological process: ubiquitin-dependent protein catabolic process; protein polyubiquitination. Bases 39 to 590 code for a protein of 183 amino acids.
ACAGCCCGCCCGGAGCCCCGGGGGCGGCCGCGGCCACCAUGUCGUCCCCCAGCCCGGGCAAGAGGCGGAUGGACACCGACGUGGUCAAGCUGAUCGAGAGCAAACACGAAGUCACAAUCUUAGGAGGACUCAACGAAUUUGUUGUGAAGUUUUAUGGACCACAAGGAACACCCUAUGAAGGUGGAGUAUGGAAAGUUAGAGUCGACCUUCCUGACAAAUACCCCUUCAAAUCCCCAUCUAUAGGAUUCAUGAAUAAAAUCUUCCAUCCCAACAUUGACGAAGCGUCAGGAACUGUAUGUCUAGAUGUAAUCAAUCAAACUUGGACAGCUCUCUACGAUCUCACCAAUAUUUUUGAGUCGUUCCUGCCCCAGCUGCUGGCCUAUCCCAACCCCAUAGAUCCUCUCAAUGGGGACGCUGCAGCCAUGUACCUCCACCGACCAGAAGAGUACAAACAGAAAAUUAAAGAAUACAUCCAGAAAUAUGCAACAGAAGAAGCACUAAAAGAGCAGGAAGAAGGCACCGGGGACAGCUCAUCCGAGAGCUCCAUGUCUGACUUCUCUGAAGAUGAGGCUCAGGACAUGGAGUUGUAGUAGAGGAGGCACCUGCUUUUCAGAGAGACUCUAAUUUCCUAACCAUGAGAAGCAGACUAUAAUAUUCAUAUUUAAACAAAGCAAUUUUUUUUAUUACUAAACAAGGUUUUUAUGAAUUCUAGCAUUGAGCUAUAUAUAUAUAUUUAUAUAUAUGUGUGUGUUUAUAUAUAAAUAUAUAUAUAUCACCCUUUAGGUCUUGAUUUUCUCGGUCAUGUCCCGGUUCCCGAGGUGCAUUAGAGCAUUCCCAACAUUCCAUUCUGGUAGCAAUAUGCAGGAUGCAUGCCUUGAGAUUUUCCAUUUGGCCAAGUCACCUUUGGUGUGCUACCAAACAGCUGCCCUGGGAGGGAGGGAAUUAGCAAAAAAACCCCAAAAUCCAAACAAAGGGUAGAAAAAAGAGAAGGAUUUGGUGUCGGCUCGAGGUUUCCACCUGAGGUGUUGGUGUUGCCACCUCAGAUGUUGGUGAUUCCACCUCAGAUGUUGGUGUUCCCACCUGAGGUGUUGGUGUUGCCACCUCAGAUGUUGGUGUUCCCACCUGAGGUGUUGGUGAUUCCACCUCAGAUGUUGGUGAUUCCACCUCAGACGUUGGUGAUUCCACCUGAGGUGUUGGUGUUCCCACCUGAGGUGUUGGUGUUCCCACCUGAGGUGUUGGUGAUUCCACCUGAGACGUUGGUGUUCCCUCCAAGUCCAGCCCUUGGGGUGCAGGGGUUCAGGGGCUCCCCCGGGCUGUGUUUAGAGAAUGAGCCGGAGGGGCUGAGCCCAGAGCAGCCCCGAGCAGGGCGUGCAGCUCUGGGGCCCUGCAGAGCCUCCUGCUGGGAUUUCAGCCGUGGGUGCCCCUGCCCUCCCGAGCCGUGGGCACCGAGCUGCCCUGCUGCCCCCUCUGCAGAGGCUGGGCAUGCUCCUGCUCCCUGCCUGCGAGGGAAGAACCACCCAGAAGCACCACCACGGAUGAGGAGGAAGCUCCUGGAGCUGGGAUGCACCUGGAGCCCAGCUGCUCCUUCCUCUGCCCCUCUGGAACCUGCUGCCCUUCAUGGCUCCCGCUUGGCUUUGCCAUUUUUGGGGGGUUUUUUUUUCUUCCUUUCUUUUCCCCGCUCCCUCUUGUGCUGGAAGUGUGGUUCAGACACCUGACAGACGUGGCUGUGUCCUGGGAAUUCUCCUCUGACCAGAUGGAUUGGCCUUGCCAGAGCUGCAGCUCCACGGAAUUGUCCCGUUGGCCCAAGCCCACUAAUCCAUCGGCACCGAUUUGCAUUUUCCUUUUUGGGUUUUUUUUUUUUGGUCUCUUUUUAAACCUUUCUUUCCUCCCCCCUUCUGCACCAGCUUGGUUCCCAUCUGCUUGUGUGUGUGUACAACAGGAUAAAAAUUCCUUAAGAGUUAACAAAGAAAAAUAUCUAGGAAAAAAAACCACACAAAAUUUGAGCUGAAUAAAAAAAAAAAAAAAAGCCUAAAAAGCACCAAUUGAGGAAGCAAAUGAAUUCACUCUUUGGUUUUUCAUUGGUUGGUUUGGUUUUCUUUUUUAGGUUUUUUUUUGGUUUUUUGGGUUUUUUUCCAGGAUGUUUGGGAAUUGGAAUGUUGGAUUUCUCCUGGUGUCUUGCAGCAAACUGAGAGAUUUUUAAUUUUUUUUUUUUUUGCUGUUGUUCCUAGAAAUCUGAUAAGUAAAUGUCUCCUUGGGAUACUUGAAUUGGGAUAAUUGUGCGUCGGAGCUUCAAGCUGAGAUGGAUUUUUAAAGCUGAAUGUUACCUGCUGUUUUCUUUUGGGGAUUUUUGGAGGGGUUUGGACAAGAUCUUUUUGUUUGUGAUGCGACCUGCAGGAAGAAAUCAACCCACCCUGAGCGACUCUGGAGCAGAGUGUUGAAUGUCAGACUGGUACAUUUGCCAUUUCCCCAGAAUUCUUGGCCUUUGUUUCCUUUUCCUUUGAGACUCCACCGAGCUGGGGCUGGCAGAGCCCACCCCACCUCUGAUUCAUAAAGCACAAUCAGUUCCUUUUAUUUCUGUUGCUUUUGGGGGAGAAAAACAAAAAAACUCCAUCAAGUCCCACUUGGCUUUGGCAUGAAUUUCCUUAAUAAAAAUCCUACCAUGAA